AUGCUUAUGAUUAGGUCUAUGGUUGAGGGCAAAGAGGGACGGCUUAUGCGCAACGAAAUCACGGCCAGAAUGUGGGAGGACUGCGAGACACGGCUUAAGCUUAUGACGCAUAUGACACAAUCUGUCCGUCGGAAAGGAUUGGAGGACUUAUUACAACAAUUUCGGGCAUCUCUUAUAGCAUACGACGAGGGCUUUUUAACUGACGAUAAAACACUGUCGGCCGCUCUUUGGAGGACAUUAUUUACCUAUGAAUCAGUUGAUCCCAAAUAUCUUGAGCUUAUCGUUCAGUACAUACGGACCCAAGUCGAACAUUUGCAUACCAUUGGGACCGAAAAGUUUUUCCUCGACGGGAAGAUCACGUGGAAACCAUUCCCACCAUUUUAUCCAUAGUUAUUGUUUUGUAAUUUAUUUUUUGCAUUCAAUUUUAGUGUUUAUUUAAUGUAAAAUUAGUUGUUUAGAUAAAAUACAUUUGACGCCAAAAAAUUUUGCGAAAUAAAAUGUUGAAAAAUUUGAUAUAAACACA
Molecule: messenger RNA, 523 nt
Organism: Medioppia subpectinata
Lineage: Eukaryota; Metazoa; Arthropoda; Arachnida; Sarcoptiformes; Oppiidae
Source: the annotation of a GenBank genome assembly